This is a messenger RNA of Fibroporia radiculosa, 879 nucleotides long. RefSeq lists its product as uncharacterized. The transcript is spliced from 6 exons. NCBI's taxonomy places the organism in Eukaryota, Fungi, Basidiomycota, Agaricomycetes, Polyporales, Fibroporiaceae. Gene Ontology annotation, cellular component: mitochondrion. Bases 1 to 879 code for a protein of 292 amino acids. Gene Ontology annotation, molecular function: enoyl-CoA hydratase activity. The record is from RefSeq and is a predicted model, not a curated record. Gene Ontology annotation, biological process: fatty acid beta-oxidation.
AUGUCUCUCCUGCGUCCAACCUUGGUUGCAUUGCGCGCCUCGUCCACCUCAACAUCCAUACCAUCUUCCCGUCUAUCUGUCUACUUCAGGCAUAUGGCCACAGUGACUUCACAGUAUCAGAACAUCCUCACCUCGCGCCCUGCGGACGGGGUGGCGUUGAUCACACUCAACCGCCCAAAGGCGCUCAAUGCACUGUCUUCCCCACUUUACGAGGAGCUCAACCACGCGCUGGCCUCCUUCGAUGCCGAUGAGGGGAUAAGGGCCAUGGUUAUUACAGGCAGUGAGAAGGCGUUUGCUGCGGGGGCGGAUAUUAAAGAGAUGAAGGAUAAGGACUUUUCAGACGCGUUCAAGAACAGAUUUCUUGAAAACUGGGCCCUGUUAUCACAGAUUCGCAAGCCCAUCAUUGCCGCAGUUAGUGGCUACGCGCUUGGUGGAGGAUGUGAGCUAGCCAUGAUGUGUGACAUCAUUCUGGCUUCGCCAACGGCGGUCUUCGGUCAGCCUGAAAUCAAUCUUGGGGUAAUCCCUGGCGGAGGUGGUACUCAGCGAAUCGCUCGCGUAGCCGGCAAAUCGAUUGCGAUGGAACUCACCCUCACCGGUCGUAAUUUCACUGCCGCCGAAGCGGUGUCGUGGGGGCUUGUAUCGCGUAUCUCCGAUAAGGUAUUGGACGAUGCUCUUGCUAUGGCUACAACGAUAGCGUCGAAGAGCGCCAUUGCUGUCCAGGCAGGCAAGGAGGCUGUCAACGUGGCGUAUGAGACAUCGCUGACUGAAGGUCUGAGAUAUGAGAGGCGAAUCUUCCAUGGUCUAUUUGCUACUCGAGACCAGAAAGAAGGCAUGGCCGCAUUCGCGGAGAAGAGAAAGGCGACUUGGUCGCACUCUUAG